Trichosurus vulpecula (common brushtail) is the source of this 1164-nucleotide messenger RNA. It is a transcript of the gene ATP6V0D2, whose product is annotated as ATPase H+ transporting V0 subunit d2. The record is from RefSeq and is a predicted model, not a curated record. Gene Ontology annotation, biological process: vacuolar transport; proton transmembrane transport; vacuolar acidification. The transcript is spliced from 8 exons. Gene Ontology annotation, molecular function: proton-transporting ATPase activity, rotational mechanism. NCBI's taxonomy places the organism in Eukaryota, Metazoa, Chordata, Mammalia, Diprotodontia, Phalangeridae. Gene Ontology annotation, cellular component: vacuolar proton-transporting V-type ATPase complex; plasma membrane proton-transporting V-type ATPase complex; proton-transporting V-type ATPase, V0 domain. The coding region runs from base 1 to 1056 and encodes 351 amino acids.
AUGCUACAGCUCGCCGAGUUUUAUUUCAAUGUGGACCAUGGCUACCUGGAGGGUCUGGUCCGAGGGCACAAAGCCUGCCUCCUGACCCAGCAAGACUACAAUAAUUUGGUGCAGUGUGAAACUCUGGAAGACCUGAAAAUUCACCUUCAGACUACAGAUUAUGGCAAUUUUUUGAAUGAAGAAACUGUCCCACUCACAGUUUCUACCAUCGACAACAAAAUGAGGAAAAAAUUAUGUGAACAUUUUGAGCAUUUCAGAAACAACUCCUUGGAGCCACUCAGCACAUUUUUCACCUAUAUGACGUGCAGCUAUAUGAUUGAUAAUGUGAUUCUGCUGAUCAAUGGUGUACUACAAAAGAAAUCUGUCAAGGAAAUUCUUAAGAAGUGUCACCCCCUGGGAAGUUUUAUGGAAAUGGAAGCUGUCAACAUUGUAGAGACACCCUCAGAUCUAUUUGAUGCUGUUCUGGUUGAAACACCUUUGGCUCCUUUCUUUCAAGACUGCGUGUCUGAAAAUAUCCUUAAUGAAGUGAAUAUUGAAAUAAUGCGUAAUAAACUCUACAAGUCAUACCUUGAGGCUUUCUACAAAUUCUGCAAAGAUCAUGGUGAUGUCACAGCAGAAAUAAUGUGCCCUAUUCUUGAGUUUGAGGCCGACAGACGUGCUUUUAUCAUCACACUUAAUUCCUUUGGCACGGAGUUGAGCAAAGAAGUGCGAGAGACAUUGUACCCAACCUGCGGUAAACUGUAUCCAGAAGGAUUGCGCUUGCUGGCCCGAGUAGAAGAUUAUGAGCAGAUGAAGAUUGUGGCUGAAAACUAUAUUGAGUACAAGCCCUUGUUUGAAGCUGUUGGUGAUGGCCCUGACGGAAAGUCAUUGGAAGAUGUAUUUUAUGAACAUGAGGUAAAACUGAAUGUACUGACCUUCAACAGGCAGUUCCACUAUGGAGUGUUUUAUGCUUACAUAAAACUGAAGGAACAAGAGAUGAGAAAUAUUGUGUGGAUUGCUGAGUGUAUUUCACAAAGACAUCGAACAAAAAUUAACAAUUAUAUUCCUAUUUUAUAAUUCAGUGGGAGAAGCAAGGUUAGAAAAUCAACAAAGACAAAUGUGCUCUUGUGGAAAAUGAUAGAGGGUAUUUUGCUAUAUACUGUGGGCUAUGCAAAAAUAAACAAA